AGCACUGUGGCGACGAGAGUACGCGAGUGUAGAGUUGUUGUCGGAGAGGGAGGAGGAAGGCUGAGAGUAGACGGAAGGGAAAGAAGGAGUAAAAUAGCUUUUAAAUAAGGGUAAACACAACAUUUACCAUGGCGUCGGGGGACACGCUGUACAUAGAAGCGGACGGGUCCGAAAUGCCGGCAGAAAUAGUGGAACUGCACGAAAUCGAAGUAGAGACAAUCGAGACAACAGUUGUUGGAGACGACGGAGAGGACCAGCCUAUGAUCGCCUUACAGCCGCUUGACACGGAUGAUCCGAACUCGAUCCACUCGCACCAGGAGGUGAUUCUGGUGCAAACACGGGAAGAAGUGGUGGGCGACGAUGACUCCGAACUGCACACAGACGACGGUUUCGAGGACCAAAUCCUCAUCCCGGUGCCCGCCGUGGAGGAGGACUACAUAGAACAGACUCUGGUUACCGUUGCAGGGAAAAGCUCGUCGACGGGCCGCAUGAAGAAGUCUGGAAGUGGAAAGAAAGCGGGCAAAAAGAGCUACAUGGGCGGGGGAGACAUGGGCAGAAAAUGGGAACAGAAGCAGGUCCAGAUAAAGACUUUGGAGGGGGAGUUUUCAGUCACUAUGUGGGCUUCGGAUGACAAGAAAGACAUAGACCACGAGGAACAAAUAACAGGUGAAAACUCGCCUCCAGAUUACUCCGAGUACAUGACGGGGAAGAAGCUUCCUCCUGGAGGCAUCCCAGGCAUCGACCUGUCAGACCCCAAACAGCUGGCAGAGUUUGCGCGGAUGAAGCCAAGAAAAGUAAAAGAAGAUGACGCACCUAGAACGAUAGCCUGCCCACACAAAGGAUGCACCAAAAUGUUCAGGGAUAACUCAGCAAUGAGGAAGCACUUGCAUACCCACGGGCCCCGUGUGCAUGUCUGCGCAGAGUGUGGCAAAGCCUUUGUGGAGAGUUCCAAACUGAAGAGACACCAACUCGUACACACAGGAGAGAAGCCUUUCCAGUGCACAUUUGAGGGCUGUGGCAAGCGGUUUUCUCUGGACUUUAACUUGCGCACACACGUGCGUAUUCAUACUGGAGACCGCCCAUAUGUGUGCCCCUUUGAUGGCUGCAACAAAAAAUUUGCCCAGUCAACCAACCUGAAGUCUCACAUCCUCACACACGCCAAAGCCAAGAACAACCAGUGAAUCAGCCCUGGCGCCGUCUUACGACUUGAGCAUACACUGGAGGACCUGAUCUGUAUCUCCACUCCUUGACAAACUGAUGUCCUGUGGCCUGCUUCGUUGUGAGAUAAGAAGUCCCCAUUGUAUCGUCUCUAGAUGAAAGUUUAAAGAGAGAAAUAAACUUUUCUCAAACUUUAAAAUGGAGGUUUGAACACGGAACUCAUGAGAACCCCAACCCCUCAGGCCUCCUACCCUGCUUUGGCACUACCAGGAUGGAACAAUUCAUGGUUUCUUCUUGUGAAGAUGUUAAUUCAAGGAUCUGCACCUAAAACCUUAUUUAUACCUUAACACAGCCAAUUAAAGGUUUUGCAAUACAAGUCAAAUUUGCAUCAGUCUUCAGCAGUGACACCUUUUCAAUUUUGUACUUCUCCCCCAAGUGUGCAUAUUGUACACUGUUUGACAUAAGCUCUGUGGUGGUGUAUUUAGUGAGAUUGUCCCUGUAGCUCUUCUUGGAAGAGAUUUCGCAAUUUGUUUUACCCCAUCUUCUUUAUGGCAGUGUGUUUUCCAGGGAAAGUGAAAGGUCUUUGCAUAUUUUCAUUUUGUAUAACGCGAUAUCAGAAUCAUGUAGGGAAUAGCCAUGUGAUUUUCAUUAGUGGUCACUGAUUAAAAUGUUUCCCCCCCAUCGCACCAACAAUACAGAAAGUGUCAUUUGUGCUCUCAGACAUCAAAUCAGCUGUUCUAAUUGCACAGCUCAUGCUUAAUAUGGCAAAAAAAAGCAGAUGUCGCCAAGUUAAAAAAAAUCUUUAUUAAACAAGGCAGUCUCUUGCA
Molecule: messenger RNA, 1985 nt
Organism: Betta splendens (Siamese fighting fish)
Lineage: Eukaryota; Metazoa; Chordata; Actinopteri; Anabantiformes; Osphronemidae
Gene: yy1a
Product: YY1 transcription factor a
Exons: 5
Coding region: 129-1181 (350 amino acids)
Biological process (GO): regulation of transcription by RNA polymerase II
Cellular component (GO): transcription regulator complex; PcG protein complex
Molecular function (GO): RNA polymerase II cis-regulatory region sequence-specific DNA binding; DNA-binding transcription factor activity, RNA polymerase II-specific
Source: RefSeq, a predicted model, not a curated record